Molecule: messenger RNA, 1751 nt
Organism: Ailuropoda melanoleuca (giant panda)
Lineage: Eukaryota; Metazoa; Chordata; Mammalia; Carnivora; Ursidae
Gene: SLC48A1
Product: solute carrier family 48 member 1
Exons: 2
Coding region: 215-679 (154 amino acids)
Biological process (GO): heme transport
Cellular component (GO): plasma membrane; lysosomal membrane
Molecular function (GO): heme transmembrane transporter activity; heme binding
Source: RefSeq, a predicted model, not a curated record
UAGUGUAAAUAACAUUUUUGUGUAAGAAAUAGUCAUGUUUUUUUAAAACAAAAAAAUGAGGGUAAAGAACGGCAAUGUUUCCUAUCUUUGCAAAUCACUUUAACAUCUGGCUUAACAGAAGACAGUAGAUUCUCUUAUCUGCUUUUGCAUUCAAGUCCUGGUGAUGCCAGAGGCGUGAGAGCCUCCAGAACAUUCCACUCCAGGUCAGAAAGCAAUGAAAGUGGAAGGCCAACAUUAUUUUAGUAUUGCUAUGCAAACAGCACUGGCCUCUGGGAUGGAAGAGUCCCUGGGGUCUCUGGGGUCCCUGGGCCGGAGGCCGGCUGAGGAGGAGAGGGGAGGGGCGGCUCGGUGGGCUGACGAGUGUGUCCUGGCAGGUGUGCUGGCGCUGUGGGUGCUGGUGACGCACGUGAUGUACAUGCAGGAUUACUGGAGGACCUGGCUCAAGGGACUGCGCGGCUUCUUCUUCGUGGGCGUCCUCUUCUCGGCAGUGUCCGUCGCCACAUUCUGCACCUUCCUUGUGCUGGCUGUCACCCGACACCAGAGCCUCACAGACCCCAACAGCUACUACCUCUCCUGCGUCUGGAGCUUCAUUUCCUUCAAGUGGGCCUUCCUGCUCAGCCUUUACGCCCACCGCUACCGGGCUGACUUCGCCGACAUCAGCAUCCUCAGCGAUUUCUGACCCAAGGGGUGCGGCUUCUGUACCUUGGGGGUCCUCAGGACCUGGACUCAGCCUCUGAGACACUGGACAGGCCUGCCACACCCCCUGGAAGCCCUAGAUCUGUGGCAGAAGAAACACAGCAAGAGGACUGCGGUCUCCUAGGAAGCUGUCCUGUCCCCUUUGUGGGACACCCGGGUGCGGUGGAAAGGGGUCCUUCCUGCCACGUUGCUUCUCACCGGCCUGGCUGGAGGGCGGCUUUAGACCUUUUCAGAUGGAUCUAUUUUCUUAGCACUAAGUGAGGAAUCUUUGUAAGCAGGGCCAGGGCAAUGAGUCAAGGGGUAGGGCAGUGAGCCUUGACCUCUGCCUGGGGGCACUCUCCCGCAGGCCAGGCUGAGAACCUGGGAGGUCAGGUCACGUAAGGAUCUCUACAGACCUCCCAACCCUGACCCCAGCACCUCAUCCUGUUGUCCUUUGAGGGUCAGGCAGCUUAACUCCUCAAUCCCAGGGAUGACUCUCCUUUCCCAAGGCCUGGGGAUCUGAGUGGAAAGUCAAGCGUCCCUCUUCCUCCCAGAGCUGAUCUCCCAUGAGUGUGCUAGAGCCAGUCAUCUCCUUCACCAUGCCACACACCCCAAAGCGGGACUCACCGAACGGGGCCGGACUAGCUGUCUGGGGAGGGUGCCCUGCCCCCAGAAGGGCUCCGGGGAAGGGGGCAGCAUGGUGCAGUCUGGAGGGAACCCCGCAGAUCUGCAGGGGUUCCAUGCACCUGCAGCCCUGUAUUUCUAUCACUUCUCACAUGCAUCACCCCUGGCCACGAGACGUCCCCCCACUCCCCCCGCUCACUGCCCUCUGCCUAGAGCUUUCAUCUUUUUAAAUCUCCCUUCUGAAGGACAAAAUCUGCUUUUCUGCCUAUACACUGGCACAAGGGCUCACUAACUCGGGAGGGAAAGAGCUAUUAUUACAUAUCUUUUUAUGUCAGGUUGCCAUUUUGCACGGUUUACCCUUUUCCCACCUGAUGUGUCCUGCCCUUCAGCUCUUUGCCUUAUCUGUGUCACUGUCACUUUAGCAGAAAUACAGCGGCCAUUUGUAUCCGCCA